CAGUGCCUCUUAUCAGACAGAGCAGGGCUAUGAAGAGAAGGGGAGAACAAUAUUCCCUGGACAUUCUCAAGUUUUGAAAACAAACAUGUCGUUGUCCUUAGAGAUGUUAAGCUACUGCGGGGGUGGACAAUGCACACGGAAACAGUGAAAGUACGGAGAAAGGACGCGAUGACACCAAUAAAAAGAACAAAAUACGCUAUCCAGAAAGAGGCUAAACAUCCCAUAGAGUAAAAGAGAUGAGAUGAUCAGGCUUUACAUUCCCAAUUGAAAAAGUGAAUGAGACAAUGAGAAAAACGCAAUGAAGCUGAACAGGCAACAACGACAAAAAGGGAGAAACGAAGUCAGUGUACAUUCCACCAGAGAGGAUAAGGGCUUGUCCUGUCCAGGUGUAUUGAUCCAGCAAGUGAGAUGUAGGCAAAUCCAACCAGUAGGAGCAUAUGGUGUGGCGCUUCCAGCUUAAAAUAAAGUUUUUACCUCUCAUGAAGAACUUUGGGAUCUGUAGUUGCAUUCUGUUACAAGACAGAGGAGGGGAGUAAUAUCCCUGUGAAUUCUGGGAUCUUUUUCCUUUUUUGCUUCAUUUCAUUUUGGGAAAAUCAUCUCCAUGGUGGAAUGCAAUGGAAUACAAACGCAGGCAGCUUAACAGACUUAACUGCUGAUUUGAGAUUGGUGUUCAUGUUGGGGGGGUGGGGGGAUUUAUGUCGGUGUUCCUUGGCAGUGGUUCUGAUCCUGUACAAUGUGGUUCACACCUAGGAGACGAUACUUUUGGUCUUUCCUUUGGCAGACACCGAAGCUAGAGGUUGCCAGUGGAAAUUUUAACUUUGCCCUGUGGAUAUUAAGCUUUGCAUCAUUUGUGAUGCUCAUGGAUGGUCAGGUUCACUACCCAACUGUCAAUACUCAUUAUGGAAAAUUACGAGGUGUCAGGGUCCCACUACCGACUGAGAUCCUGGGACCUGUUGAUCAGUAUUUGGGUGUUCCCUAUGCAGCUGCUCCUGUAGGUGAGAAACGCUUCAUGCCACCAGAUCCACCCUCCUCUUGGUCUGGAAUUAGGAAUGCUACCCACUUUUCUUCAGUUUGUCCUCAAAACAUCCACAAUGCUGUUCCAGAAAUUAUGAUGCCAGUGUGGUUUACCUCUAAUUUGGAUAUAGUUGCUGCCUACAUUCAGGACCAAAAUGAAGACUGCUUAUAUUUAAACAUCUACAUUCCAACGGAGGAUGUAAAGCGAAUUCCCAAGGAAUGUGCCCGCAAGCCCAACAAGAAAAGUUGUAAGAAAGGAGGAAGCACCACCAAGAAACAGGGUGAAGACAUAGCCGAUAAUGACGGCGAUGAAGACGAAGACAUUCGAGACAGUGGAGCGAAGCCUGUGAUGGUCUACACGCAUGGAGGGUCAUACAUGGAAGGCACAGGAAACAUGAUUGACGGCAGUGUCCUCGCUAGCUACGGCAAUGUCAUCGUCAUCACCCUGAACUACCGAGUUGGAGUACUAGGUUUCCUUAGCACAGGCGAUCAAGCGGCAAAGGGAAAUUAUGGCCUGCUGGAUCAGAUCCAGGCACUGAAAUGGAUCAGUGAGAACAUUGGUUUCUUUGGGGGAGACCCGCGACGCAUCACUGUGUUUGGUUCUGGAAUCGGUGCAUCAUGUGUCAGUCUGCUCACACUGUCCCAUCACUCUGAAGGAUUAUUUCAUCGUGCUAUCAUCCAGAGUGGCUCUGCCCUUUCCAGCUGGGCAGUAAACUAUCAGCCUGUGAAGUACACAAGACUGCUUGCAGAAAAGGUGGGUUGCAAUGUACUGGAUACAUUAGACAUGGUAGACUGCCUACGGCAGAAGAGUUUUCGGGAACUCGUUGAACAGGAUAUCCAACCAGCACGGUACCAUGUAGCAUUUGGCCCUGUCAUAGAUGGAGAUGUAAUACCUGAUGACCCUGAAAUCUUGAUGGAGCAGGGUGAGUUUCUGAAUUAUGACAUCAUGCUUGGAGUGAACCAAGGGGAAGGGCUCAAAUUUGUGGAGACGACUGUGGAGUCUGAAGAUGGAGUAUCUGGGAGUGAUUUUGACUUUGCUGUCUCUAACUUUGUGGACAACUUGUAUGGAUAUCCAGAAGGAAAAGACACACUGAGGGAAACCAUCAAGUUUAUGUAUACUGACUGGGCAGACAGGGACAACCCUGAGACCCGGCGUAAGACCCUGGUGGCCCUUUUCACUGACCACCAGUGGGUUGAACCUGCUGUGGUGACAGCAGACCUACAUGCUCGCUAUGGCUCUCCCACCUAUUUUUACGCAUUCUAUCAUCACUGCCAGAGUUUGAUGAAACCAUCAUGGGCAGAUGCAGCUCAUGGUGAUGAAGUACCUUAUGUUUUUGGGAUUCCUAUGAUUGGACCUACAGACCUCUUUCCCUGCAACUUCUCUAAAAAUGAUGUAAUGCUGAGUGCAGUCGUCAUGACCUACUGGACAAAUUUUGCAAAAACAGGGGAUCCAAAUAAGCCAGUCCCUCAGGACACCAAGUUCAUCCACACAAAAGCAAAUCGUUUUGAAGAAGUGGCUUGGUCAAAGUAUAGCCCAAGAGAUCAGUUGUACUUGCACAUCGGGCUGAAGCCUCGAGUCCGAGACCACUACCGUGCCACCAAGGUGGCCUUCUGGAAACACUUAGUCCCUCAUCUUUAUAAUCUGAAUGACAUGUUUCACUACACCUCCUCCACUACCACUAAGGUACCCGACACUACACAGAAUUCUCAUGCUACAAGGCAUCCUGUAGGCAAAACCUGGCCCACAACCAAGCGACCACCAAUCUCAACAGCCUACCCAAAUGAGAACUCGAAGGAGAACUGGAACACAGAUCCAGACACAUUGGCAAUUGAAAAUCCACGAGAUUACUCUACAGAGCUCAGUGUCACAAUUGCAGUUGGGGCUUCACUGCUUUUCUUGAAUGUUCUGGCAUUUGCUGCCCUCUACUACAGGAAGGACAAAAAGCGACAGGACACUCACCGACAGCCAAGUCCACAGCGUAAUACUGCCAGUGACAUUGCACAUGCCCAGGAGGAAGAGAUCACCUCACUGCAGAUGAAUCAGACCCACCAUGACUGUGAAUCCAUUCAGGCACAUGACACAUUACGACUCACCUCUCUCCCCGAUUAUACACUUACAUUGCGACGAUCUCCAGAUGAUAUCCCCCUUAUGACGCCCAACACUAUUACAAUGAUUCCCAACUCUCUUGUGGGAAUGCAGAACCUUCAUCCAUACAAUACCUUUGCUGCUGGUUUCAACAGUACAGGCCUUCCUCAUUCACAUUCAACUACCCGGGUAUAGCUUUAAGGUGCAGAUACUGAAACUCAAACAAAGAUCAGCCUGCUAUGUAGAGCAACGGUGAUCAAGGGAUGGAAAGUGCCAGAAUUUGUAUGAGUAAGCUGUUUUAAAAAGUUUAAUAAAAUAAUUACAUCUACAAAGGAACAGUACGGAAAUGAGGGCUGAGCCAUUAAGAAAAUGAUAUCAUUGUUUGCUUGGGGUGCUUCAGGAUAACUCCAUGACUUUGAGAGAACCUGUGCAACUAGGCCUCAUCAGAUGAGUUAAAUGAAGAAGUCUCUGAGAAAUGAACAGAGAAAGUGAUUUUUUUUUCUCUGCACUGUUUUGGAAAUGGGGAGGUGGGACUAUGGCCUGGAUUGUUCAAAAGAAUGAAGUCUCCUACCUCCCCUCCCACCUCCCCUCCCACAUCAAGGACAGAGGAUCCUGUGCUUGGUUUGUCUGUGUGUUCAAAUAAAUGUACAGGCAAGCAUGCAUCUUGAGGAAUAACUGGGAGGUUUUCAGUUUCAUUUUUUGCAUUUUUAAUGCCUUACAGUCACAGUAUGUGUUGUGCAGACACUGUUCACUUCUGCUCACAGGAAACAGAAACGUGUUCUUUUGGAAAUUUUUGUUUAUUUUUACAUGACAGGUGAGGAAAUAAAACGUAUGCAGAUCAGGAGUUUGAGAUCUGGGAAUGUUUUCAACAGGUUAAUAUGCUUUCCUUUAUUAUUUGAGGAAGUUCAAUUCACUGUUCUAUUGAUGGGGACAAUCUACCACACCUGUCUUUACCAUCAUGGACUCUGUAACUAAAUGUAUGUCGUUUUCUUUUACAUUUUUGGAGGGGUGGGGGGUUUGAGGGAGAGGUAGAAAUAUAAGGAAGAUAAAAUUUACACUAAAGAUUAUGCGUUUGUAGAAACUUUGUAUAAAACAAGACUCAGUAAUACUAUUAAUAACAGCCUUUUAAUUAUUUUUAUUUCAUUAAGUUUAGAAAUUCAGCAGCUUCUCCAUCAAUUCUGUGAGUAGUUGAACAGAUAUAUUGCUUCUAAUUGCUCAUGUUUUGAGGGAGAAAUCAUAAACAAGAUCAAUAUAUCCAUUUUUGUUUGAUUUUUGGAAGCUGGGAUGCUAUCAUAUUGUAUGUUUUGUUGACUAACUGAUAUGAAUUCCUCCCAUUUCUUGUAAAACAUUUUAACAAAAGAGGUUGAUUUCUGUGAGUCAUGCCUUACAACCUUAUACCUUUUAGCUGUUGUGUAUUAUGAAGGGAUUUAUUUUGCUACCAAGUUGCUUGAUGUGUGAUAAAAGAUGACCGCUAACACAAUUAGACUAUCUUUAUUUUUAAAAUAAAUUUGAUACCUGUACAUAUUUUUGCACACCUUUACCAUGAUAUAGUCAAGAUGGUUCUGGUGUUCAGUUGAAACCACAUGGCACAAGGAGUCAGUGUUACACUGUUAGAGUACCUGUAACUAUACUGCACCAAAUCUGUAUGAAAUCUCCUCAAAACAUGAGGAGACACAAACUAUAUGCCAGAGGCUGUGCACUGGGAUGUGUUUUAACCCAGAUAAGAGAGAUAAAUGCAAUUCAGUAUCAUUCAGUCAUGCUCUUUCAGUUCCAAAUAAACAGCCAUCUACAGCCUAGCAACUUCCAAGAAAACAGUCUCUACAGAAUUAUCAUCAGGAGAUGACCAUAGGGGAAAAAACACAGUUAAGUUGCUGCUGUUUCUUUGGAUGGUCACAUAUUCAUUAACUGUCCAACCUGAAUUUUUAUGUUAUUAGUUUUCAUAAAACAUACUGUCAGUUCAUUUAAAUGCAUUCAGUCGGUGGAAGAGGAAAAAACAAAUCAAAAGUACAGGGUAAAAAAAAUCAUAGCAAUAAGAUGGGUACCAUGUUUUAGUAAAAUAAUUAGAUUAUAAGAAAAUUGUUCCAAGCUUAAGAAUGACAUCCAUUAAACCGCUGUGCAACUGUUAAUGUACUGCAGGCAAAGAUACUCAAAAAGUGGGUUAAAGAUUGAUGAGACGUUAGAGCAAUAAACUGGGCGCUGUUUAAAAUUUAACUUGCCACUGAAGUGAGCACUGAUCGCUAUGUAUAUAGAACAUGUGCUGACCUUUCCUGGGCAGAAGACACAUUGUUUUGCUGGUAGUUUACCUAUAGUUUGUCUGUUUAACAAAUGGAAACAUUGUGCCUACUAUUAGUGCCAGUUUGGCUUUACAAUUCUAUGUCAACAUCUAAAUUCGGAAGCGUGACCAAAUGCACACAUGGUUGUGCGUAUAUUUCCCACACUCUCCACAUCUGCAGUAAUAGGAGAUAGAAGGAGUGAGGGAGUGCAUUAGUUGGAAUGAUUUUCAAAAUGGAUGAAAGGAACUGCUGAACUGAAGUCGUAGAAGAAAAUGCUGAAAGUGGUGAAGUGCAUUUGGCAGGAGAGCAUGUAUCUCAUGUUUUAGGCACGUUGAUUGAGUACCUUAGUAUUUGCAACUGUGAUCUGCAGAAUGGUCUGAUGAAAACAGAGCCUCCACUUACAACCAUACCUUUUGGUAGUGUAAUUACAGAGAUUUUUCAUAUUCACAGCAGUAACAGAAUAUGUACAGUCAAGAAUGAUAAUGUAGAAUGAAGUCUCUGAUAAGUUCUGAGGUGUGAAUGUCCAUUUUCCACUUCAGGACAGUGAGUAUUUCAUUCUUUGACCACUUAAAGUGAUCAUCUUUAGUUUGCAUUUCCUUUGAGCAGGUGUUACUUGCUGGCCCUUAACAUGUGUUUUGCAGCAUGGUCAAAGAAUGCAAAAAAUAAAAAGAAAGCAUAAAAUUUAUAGAAGCAGUUGUUUGUUAAUGAGUAGAUAUUACUGAAGAAAUAUUUUUUGUCUUCGUAUGCCUUUUGUCUGUGGUAUCAAAAAGAGCACUGUGCUUGAAUAACAGCUGAAAUCACUAUAAAAUGAUACCCCCUUUCCAUACAAGAAAUACCCAGAUAAAGGAGCAUGAAUGCAUAUAUGGAGAGAGUUCUUAAAAUGGAAUAUUUGUAGCAAGCAUGUUGGAGUCCAAGUUCUACAAUGAGAAAUGUUCCUUAAAAUUCUCCCAUUGAAAUUUUAUAUGGAGAUACAAAUUCGUUGGAAUUAAGCUAGAUUCUUCCUUUCCAACAACUGACCAACAGUCCUGUAGAUAACAUCCUGUCUGGUAGAAAAUGAUUUGCAAAUUAUGCCAUAAUCAGCAUGAGCUGCAAAUGGCAUCAAUCAUUUGCUGGACAAAGGUUACAUUUCCAAGUUCGAGAGACAGUUUAUGUCUGUGUUUUACAGCAGUCAAUUAAAAGGGUGCCAUCUUUUUUGUAAUCUCAUUUGAAGCAACACUGAAGAUGUUUACCGUUUCAGUUAUUUCCGCACUGAUAGCCAUUUAUCCUGCAGCAGGUAGUUACCAGUGCAGGCUGACUGCUAUAAGAGACAAAAAGGAAGAGAUUUUCACCCAGGAGGAAUGAACAUCAACAAAAGGUUUUCCAUAGUGGUGCAGCAGUGUAAACGAGAAAGUGGUGCCCCUGGUUAACAUGUUACACAUUUUGAAAGUAUGACGCAAGAUCUGUAACUUUUCAAAUGGAAUAGUCUGGAAGCUAUGGGAUGAGAAGGUUAGUAGUACACCUAGGAAGCCACUUAGAAGCUAUGGCUUACAUGAUAUGCAAAGAAGGGAUAAAAGGCUAGGAAACAAGCAUUCUCUCCUGUAAACUAAGGGAUUUGCAGAGAUUUUGGAGAGAUGAAAGCACACACUCCUCAUAUCUCUCAACAUCCCUCACUGACUUAAAUGUUAGCUCUUUUCCUCUUAAUUCCUCCUAAAGCUAGUGAAUUCUGGAGAAAAGAUUGUGCAGUACACUUAAUAAAGUAUGCCAAUAAUUAAUAUAAACAUAUUUUACUUUAGAAAAUGUAUAUUAAUUUGUAUAUGUGUUAUUUUGUCAAUGCUCCCAGAUAAAUAGGAUUAAUAUUUCACAAGUGCCCCCAAUUGUCACAGAUUAUGAAUGGAUUUAUACUGGAUUUGUUUGUGAUUUGUUAAUAGCUGUGGCAAUCCUGCAUACCAGGUGAUUGUAGCUUUGCACUGGAUUCAUCUGCCCAAGCAGCAGUCAGAAAUGAUGCAUUGAAAUGCUCUGGGGUAAAAGUAGAACAAGUUGGUUAGCUUGUAUAGGUAUGCUGAGAAGUGCAAAGUAAAAAAGUAUAGCAGCCACUGAAAGCCAGGGAUUUGUAAGAUGUUUAAGAUUUUGUUGAAGAACAAAUGAUUGUGUGAUAACCAGUAGACACAGGCUGUCCCUAACAUGACCCAGCUGAAGUGGAGUAGAGGUUAGUUGAAUACAAACAUCACUGGUAGCUUUAGUUUGGUCAAACCUUACAGACCCCCAAAUUAGAGUGGCCACUCCAUAUGUAGCACAUAACUGCACUAACAUAAUCUGUCCAGUCUGAAAUGCCAUCUGUAGUUAAACUCUCUGAUUUUGAAGGAAGCAGUAACCCACCAAUUGUGUAAGUGGCACAACAGGUAGCACACUUCCUUUGGUACUGGAAAAUCUGAAAACAGUGGGUUCUGUCCCACCACAGGUACUUUGAUUAUAUUUUUCAAUACUGACACUGCAAUACAACAUUAUGGGGGAGCUGCACUCUGGGCAAUGCUGUCAUUUGGCUGAGACAUUAAAACAAAGGCAUAUCUGCCUGAGAAUUGCAUGCUACUUAUCAAAACAUAAAUAAAAAAGUCCCCCGGUGCUAUGCUCCGAUUUCACCUAGUCAGACUGAGUACCACCUCUAGUCUUCUGUGAAAAGUGAACACUGGCACAGGGAGACAAACCUGACCAACAAAGAGUAAAUAAAUGAGACUAACAAGUAUAUGCUCUCUCCUUUGGCUGCCAAAGUAAUAAAGUAGGUGAAGUAUCAAGUCCAUCCUAAUGGUUGGAGAGGGACUUCAGAAGAGCCAAAAGGGCUUUACAGAUACAGAUAAUUCUUACUUCUGUUUCAACCUGAAGUAAACUAUAUACACUAAUGGGCUUUUCCUCAUGUGGAAGUUAUUUUAUUUAACUAACUGCUAACAUACUACAAUUUAUUUAAUAUAAGUGAAUUAUUUAUGGGUUACAAAUGAUAUGCAAUAUAGCAAAUACCUACAAAUGAGGCAAGUUUUCAUUUAAAAUGUAAUUUUUCAGAAACUUUUCUCCACUGCUAGCAAUGCUAAAGAUCUCAGUUUUACUUGAUGAAUUACAAAUAUGUACAAUUAAUUUUGGCUUCAUUUUGGUUGAAUGAAUCACAACUCAUCACAAACAGAACUCAAACUGACAUGUUAUUUAUCCUACGUUUUCCAGAAAAGUACCAACCUGCACCCCCAAUUUCAAGGGGCAAGGCCACCACACCCCUAAACUUAUAUGUACCAAUUCCACAUUGGCACCAACUCGAAGUGAGAAAUUUCCUUUCAUGUGCUGAUCAGCAUCUAAGUUAGUAUAUGAGGAUGCAAAAUAUUUUCUGUCUCUGCUAUGUUUGAUCAAAUGUAAACUACUCCAAACAGCAAUACUCAGUUGCAAUUACAUGAAAGCAACAGCUUGAGUGCACAAAGCUCCUAAACACAUGUAUGUGAAGCUGCUUUUCUGGAACUGCAGCCAAUUAAAAUAAAAUUCCAAGCAACCAUUUUUUCUUUUUCUUUUAAACCAUACCUGCCAUGUCGAAGGGGAAGCUUCUCACAUUCCCAUACCUCUGUUUUUCAAUGUUGCUGCUUGGAGAGCAAACAAAGAAAAAAAUUGCUCUUUUUCUAAGGUUCUGUGAUCUGAGCUCGCAUGCUGAUGAAUAUUUUGAGCCCACACAACGUAUUCCUAUAGGAAGCACUUCAAGUACUGAUUGUCAAAGACACGACUAAGAGUGACACAAGAAACCCACAUGGAGUACUUGAAUAAACAUGUAUUUUAUGUAUAACAAAAUUUUUUUCAGUAACAGGGAGCCCAAAUUCCUUGCCCUCAAAUGGAAUACAUUAUAGUAACAGAUUUCUUUAAGUCACAAUAAAAGGGAAGAUGGCAGUGAAAAGUCAUGAUUAACUAAUUACCAUUUAAAGGAAGAAAACAAUACAUGCAGUAUUAGUAAUAAUAUAAUAAUGUUACAAUGUAAUAGUAUUAUUAUAUUAAUAAAAUAAUAAUAAUGAUGAUACAAUGUAAUACUAUCAGGAUUUAAUUCCCUGGGCUACCACUGCAGUUAUACAGCAAGGUGAAUUUUAAUUAAUGCAUAACACUAUAUGUUGACAAAUCAGGAAUAAGGUAGCAGUGCCAGCUGAGUGUAAGAAUUACAAAGGCAGACAGCAUUCAUUUAUGCAGGAGGCUGUCCUGCACACGUUUUUCAACAGAUAAACUUGCAAUGAACCUGGAAGAAUUUCUCUGUAUUCCUGGAGUGCAGGGCUUCACCAAGUGCAUUCAUAAAAGGUAACAGUAAGAGUUUAACUCACUUGAGUUGUACUGCACCUAAGAAAAUACAAAAUGCACUGCAGGAGUCACCAGCAAUAAUGCAAUCAUGCAUUUUAUGUCUAUAUGGUUAACAACCAGAACCACUGGAUAACAUGGUAGCACAGUGGCUCAGCUACUGAAUAACAUGUUGACUCAGCGAUUAAGGUCUCUACUUCAGAGCAGUAAGGACUACAGUUCAAUCCUGAUGUCUGAUCAUUAUCUGUAGAAAUUCAUGCUUUGCCUGUAUUUUGAUAGUUUGCAGCCUCCCAAAAUAAAAUGACUAACUGGCCAUUCUACAUUCUAAAUACACACUACAUUUGCCCAUUCCCUUGUGACCUGUGUCAUGACUGAAAAUAUGUCAAGCAGGACAGGUUAUCUUUCCAAGUUUUUAAAAAAAAAAGCAUACACGUUGUAUGCUGCUAUAAUACACAAGACAGUAUUCUAAUUUGAUUUAACUAUGGUAGGGCUUGUAUAAUUAGUAUGGUGUCACUAAAAUUCAUUAUUAAGGCAAGCACCAUCUGAAAUGUUGGUAUGCAAAAGGACUGCUUAGAAUUAUGCAGCACUAGUUUUUAAGGACUUAAAGAAAUAGGAACCAUUCACCUAAAAGUGAGGCACAACGAAAACAGCAUGUUACACUUCAGUAUAGGACUGCAUUAAGGAGUCACCAGUGAGAUAACUUAUAAGCAUUAUUUGCAAUACUGGACAAUCAAGAAACAGGAUUUAAGACAAUACAAUUAAUAUUUCUGUAAAAUGAUGGGUUGUGCUUGACAAAAUAAUAUAUUCCUUCAGGUACUGAACAGUUGAAAGGUUUAUUGUUGAAUGUGUGCUGUUGAACAACUGACCCAUUUUUAUGAUGGUCUCUUGGCCUGACAGGCAUAUCACAGUUUUAGAUGUUAUGUUUAUUAAACUGCUGUAUUAUUAAAAUGAAUCAAGAGCAGUCCAAGUGAGACAAGAGUUGGGCUAACUUUAACCAUUCAUGCUCUGGCUUAAGGUGGGUAGCCUAGCCAGAUGAGACAGUUCCUUACCUUUUUUUACUGGAAAGGUAUAGAAAUGCCAUCUAUCCACUGGCUUAAAAUACAGGCAAGCUCACUAUCUUUAGCCAGCAUGUCACAAUACUUUCUGUAUGUUGCAGCAAAUGAAGCUUUUUUUCAGUUCUUGUAUAUUUUUUUCUUUUUUAAACUCAAGUGUGCCGUGUGCCAAAUUUAGAACCAGCAAACUUGAUAAAAAGGAACAAAAACAAA
Protopterus annectens (West African lungfish) is the source of this 10919-nucleotide messenger RNA. RefSeq names its product neuroligin-3-like. NCBI's taxonomy places the organism in Eukaryota, Metazoa, Chordata, Ceratodontiformes, Protopteridae. Gene Ontology annotation, cellular component: synapse; cell surface; postsynaptic specialization membrane. Gene Ontology annotation, molecular function: neurexin family protein binding; signaling receptor activity. Gene Ontology annotation, biological process: neuron cell-cell adhesion; presynaptic membrane assembly; chemical synaptic transmission. The record is from RefSeq and is a predicted model, not a curated record. The transcript has 8 exons. Bases 734 to 3295 code for a protein of 853 amino acids.